Messenger RNA from Alosa sapidissima (American shad), 3614 nucleotides. It is a transcript of the gene nab2, whose product is annotated as NGFI-A binding protein 2 (EGR1 binding protein 2). Gene Ontology annotation, cellular component: nucleus. NCBI's taxonomy places the organism in Eukaryota, Metazoa, Chordata, Actinopteri, Clupeiformes, Clupeidae. Gene Ontology annotation, molecular function: transcription coregulator activity; transcription factor binding. Gene Ontology annotation, biological process: negative regulation of DNA-templated transcription. The coding region runs from base 729 to 2012 and encodes 427 amino acids. The transcript is spliced from 5 exons. The record is from RefSeq and is a predicted model, not a curated record.
GUUCACAUGAAUUUGUGGGCCUGCUCCUGUACACAUAGGCUACAUUACCACGGCGGAAACAGACCACACAAAUGGUUCAUUAGCAAACACUGACCCUGUGAAAGCCCCUCUACGCCCACUCAAAAGUCACCUUUCUGUCGGGAGAGGACAGCGUAUUUUUCGGUCAGAUGGCGUGCCGCAAUCCGCCCACAGCUUUCUUGCACCCACACAGCCAGCGAAAAAGGCUGUCAUUAACAAUACGCUAUACUGGGGGGAGGACAACUGCCAGCGCGCGCAGGCUGAGGCUAGGCUGGAAGGUUAACAUUUGGCUCUGAGAAAAAUCGUUCGGUUAGUCGUUUGAAAUUUGAUCACAAAAGAUAUUUCUAACGAGGUCAAAAAUGAGCGCAAAGGAAUGAGCUAACUUUUACUCAGAUGGAUAACUGAAAGCAACAUUUUUACCCUUCGCGUCUUCAGAAUGAGAGGGAGCGAAAUAGAUUACUGACUGCACGGAAUUCAAGAAAAACACUGGUGCCAAUUCAGGGGCAUGAACAGUGACAAGAAAAGUCAUUUGGUUUUCAUGUUUCUUGCAGAAUAGUUGUUUGUUGCAGAAAAGUAACCGUUCUCUGUAACCGGCAAAACAAUUCAAGGCUGAACGAAGACAGCUUGAGCCUGAACCACAUUGAACCAUAUUGUGCGCGGUUCUCAAGAUUCUCAGCUACUGGACCUGGACGUGACGUCUGAGUGGCAUCAUGUCAGUGCCGCGGACUCUGGGGGAGCUGCAGCUGUACCGCGUGCUGCAGCGCGCCAACCUGCUUGCAUACUACGAUACCUUCAUCCAGCAGGGCGGCGAUGACGUGCAGCAGCUGUGUGAGGCCGGUGAGGAGGAGUUCCUGGAGAUCAUGGCGCUGGUGGGCAUGGCAACCAAGCCCCUGCAUGUGCGCCGGCUGCAGAAGGCCCUGCGCGACUGGGCGGCCAAUCCGGCACACUUCAACCAGCCGUUGGCGUCCAGCCUGGCUCAUGGUGGAGGGGGGAUCCCACUCUUCAAGAUUGACAGCGCAGGUGCUGGGGGCACGGGCAGCACUGGAGGCAGGAAGUCCAUCAGUAACGGGCAGCCCGGGUCGCCGUGUGAGCGGGAGGAGAGGGGCACAUGCCUCACACCUCUCAGAGACACAGGAAGUCCCAGAAGCCCCUGCUCCCAGGCCUCGCCCCUGCCCUCGGACACCCUCUACAGGGACAAACUCUCUCCCAUGGACCCCCACUGGCUCAACCCCGAGGCGGACGAAGAGCAGCUCAGCCCUCCGCUGCCUACUCUGACCCUUCACCCCAGACCCGCCGGGGGUCCUCCGACCCCGCCUGCCCCUUCCUCCUCCUCCUCUUCCUCCACCUCCUCCACCUCAUCCCCGUGGCCGGGCGGGGUGCUGGAUGCAGAGAUGGCACGGGCGGUGGGCGAGAGCGUGGACAGGCUGCUCAGGACGCUGCCCCGUGCUGACCCUGGGGAGGUGAAGACCUUGCUGAGGCUCAACAAGAAGAUGGCGAAGACCGUGGGCCACAUCUUCAACCCCGACCUGUCAGAGCAGAGCAAAGAGGAGGAGAUACGCAAGUACAGCCUCAUCUAUGGCCGGUUUGACUCCAAGAGGAGAGAGGGCAAACAGCUCACACACCACGAGCCACAUUUCCUGAUGUUUCCCUCCACUCUUGUCCAGAUGAUUAUCAAUGAGGCUGCUGCCCAGUUCUGUAUCCGCGACAACGCGCUGUUGCUACGACGCGUGGAGCUCUUCUCAUUGGCCAGACAGGUGGCGAGGGAAUGUGCCUACACUACUUCACUCAAACACUCCAGGACUAACUCGGACGACGGAGCCGUUCCGCUGCUCAAGAGAAACCGACAGGAGAUGGAGUCAGACGUUUCCCUCAGGGGCAUGGAGGGGCCAGAGGUCACAUCCCAUGGUGCCCUGCGGUCAGCAACGGACGAGGACAGCUUAUCCAGUGAGAGUUUGGACAGUCUGACACAAGGUGCGUGGCACUGGAGUUUCUAGCCGUUUCAUCCUGCGCUUUUACGGAUGCACCUCUGUCUGGUAUACUAGAGUUUGUGCAGAGGGUCAGUGUCAAUGUAACCACAUAUCAUCAUCAAACAUUCUGUGGCUUUUAACUGUAAAGAUCACAUAUCACUUUCAUCACUGACUGUCCUAAAUGCACCACUCUGGUGAAUUCUGAUGCUCUGUUCAAAGCAAGAUGUCUUAGCCAUAAUGUUGCUGGUACCAUGAUAUGACACCAAAAUAUUUCAUGGUUUUUGUAAAAGUUUGGUUAGAAAACUGGACCUUUGUGUUACUUUCUAGACAUUUGUGUAGAAAGAACACAAGUGGGAACUAACACAAGUUAUUAUUCUAGAAAGUAACACAAGUGGAAAGUAACAGACGUUAUUAGUCUAGCUCGGUAAAUAGCAGGUAGCAAGCGUGCUUGUUAAAGCCUCAGUCAGAAGUAACCAUUUCUCAGUGUUGAUCUUAUACACGUUUUGUAAUGUCAAGGGUUAUUAUAGAAAGCCUAGCUCUUCCAAAUGCCUGAUUCAUCUGAUUUGUGUGUUGUAAGGGUUAUUGGAAAAAUAAAAGUACCAAUUUACCUAGUAGAAAGAACAGCAAGGUAUUAUUUUAUUAUAUUAUUAAGCUAAUGUUAAAUAUAUAUACCUACUUACUAUGCUGAUCAUGGACUACAUGCAUUUUAUGUUAUCUAAUUUUUGAUGGGCUGAUCCAAGUGACGAAAUAAUUUGUCAGUCCUCCACCUGUCAAGGAAACUCAGUUGGAUUCAGUUUUCAGUUUUCUAUGUCCUAUACCAGUAUUCGCCUCUCUUUGGAGCCAGCACCUAGGCAGCUCGUUUACAAAUACAUUCAUAUUGCAAGAGACUAAUUGCUGUCAAUAGCAGAGGCUUUCAGAGAAUGUCAUAGGUUUUGCCAUUUCAAGGCUACUUUAGACAUGUUCAGCUAAAUAAUAAAUGAAAGCAUCAUCAGUAAACCUCCAUGAUAUCUUGUCACAUGUCCUUGUAUGAUGAAUGAUAAAGACUCUAGUCUCUGUUAGUAUUCAUGAGAUAGGAACAUGUGAUGACAAAUGUGAUAACAAAAACAAUAUUCAGUAAUCAGUAAUGAGAUGCUUACAACCAUUUUAAUUUCAGCCCAUGUAAUAACAAUUAAGAAUAUUCAAAAGCAGAUCCUAAGCACAAUAUGAAUUUGUGUGUUGAUAGAUGAGAUAUUGCCUCUUUGCCUCUUAUAUGUUUUGUAUGUCUGACUGAGCUCUUCACAGCAAGAUAUUAUGGUUAGUGCUUUGACUCUUUGUUCAGUGAAGAGUUUCUAAUGAAAGCAGCGGGGUUAGCUAAAUGAUAUCUGCUGACGUGUGAGGACUAUAAUUCUUUAAGCAAAAGGAUGGCAGUUUGGAAGAGAAACAUGGGCGGACGUCACGUGUAGGGCUUAAAAAGCCAACUCAAUAUGAUUUGCGUCAGAUUGUUUGUUUAAACUUUGCUUAAGUUUCUAUUGUUAAAACUCAACCAUUUCUAGGCUGUUCGGAUACAGUCUUACACCCCUUACAUACAGAGCUGUCAAUCUGUAAGUGUCUCUGAUUGGCUUGGAAACAUGCCUGUCUAACCCUGUUUGU